This is a messenger RNA of Plenodomus lingam JN3, 1119 nucleotides long. RefSeq lists its product as uncharacterized. The record is from RefSeq and is a predicted model, not a curated record. Lineage: Eukaryota; Fungi; Ascomycota; Dothideomycetes; Pleosporales; Leptosphaeriaceae.
AUGUCAACACCAUCCUUUCUCUCCCUUCCCGUGGAACUCCGUGAACUAAUCUACGGAUUUAUCUUCAGCAGCUACACCAUACGUCAUGGAUUCAAACAGCCUGGAGGCAGCCGAGAUGCUCCUUGGACCGAGGAUGCCAACUCCGACCCACUACCAUCAACCCGCACAGCCCUCCUCCUAACCUCACAACAAAUCUACACGGAAUCCUGGCGCCACCUGCCCCAAAACGUCACCCUCCAUUUCCGCGGCACAGAAGACCUCCUGCAUACCCUCUUCUCCCUCGACCAAUCCACCCUCACCCACCUCCGCCAUAUCAGACUGCGCGGUUACCCCUUUCCGCUAUACCCCUCGGGUCGCGCAGACUACUACCCCACCUACUACGCCGCCAACGCGCUUUCCCUAUUCCCGGGCCUCUGUCUCGACACCCUAACCGUAGAAGACUGUUGGCACGGCUUCGGCAUGGGCGAUGGCUGGCGCGAUCUCACCACCUACUUCGACAUCGAGGCCCUGCUCAAGAGCGACGGGUGGAGGGAAUUACUGUACAUCACGCCCUGUACAGACUUCAUCGCCAGCGGCUACGACGGGCGGCGGAAACGCAAAGUCCAGCCACAGACUUGGGAUGAUAUGCUCAAGGAACGGGAUGACGGUGAGGGUGGUGGCGGGGGCGCACAAGUGCAAAUGUGGAUCGUCCCUUUUAACCAGCAAGAUGGCGCCGUUCUAGCUGGCCCUCGUCCUCCUGCUGCUCUUACCCCUAUUUCCCCUCCCACCACUCUCACCACCAUUCCAACCGACCCCACCAAAACUGAAGACGGCAGAGCCAUGUACCCCUGGGCCGCGCGACCCGGCCACGAAAUCGCAGAGAACUGGCGCCUCGGCACCCCCGACCAAGAAGUCAAAGGCGAAGUCCGGAUUCGAGCGCGCCGCGCAAAACGCGCACGGGUUGUGCAAUUGGGAUUGGCACGGCGGGCGGCGAGUUGGGAGGAGUUGAAGGCGAGGAAGGGCGGGUUUGCUCCGCUUGACUGGUCACCCUACCACAACGACAUGGCCGACGCAGUGGGCUGGAUUUACGGCGGCUGGGGCCGCAGAAUGCAACUUGCCAAUGCGGCGCUGAGUAGCUGA